AAUUAUAUUUUUUUGUAAUUAUGUCUUGUUUUCACUAUUUUCCAGUAGAAAUUGGUAAUAUAAAUUAUUUUUAAAUAUAUUCCCAACGUAAAAAACGGCCAUCCUAAAAUAAAACACAAAACUUCACAAACAAAAAUCAUGGAUAUGAAGGGGAUUACAAUUGCCGUAUCAAAAGGCAUCAUAGAUAGUUUUAAGGGCAUGAUAGCUAUAUUUUACUUGGACAAGGAAAUAAAUAAACGAGCACAAACUAGGCAUAACAAGCAAAAACACGAAGAAUCCAAAGUAGUCCACAAUGUAAUUCAAUGCGCCUUAUUAAACGGAGGAGUAUUUUUACUAAGCGUACUAUUAUUCGAAUACGUUUUACUUCCUAGCAUAGAUGCCAUAUUUAGAACGAUGUUUGGAGCUGAAUCAUUCGUAACAAACGUAGUCUGGUCUUGGGUGAAAUUUUUCAUAUUGAAAAUUUAUCAAACCGCUUGGCUGGUUCCACUGUUUUUACUUAGCAAAGUCAUCAACGCGCUCUGGUUCCAGGAUAUUGCUGAUUCUGCAUACCGAUACAGUCGUGGACGUCCAGUCUCCUUUUCAAGCAUCAGCAUGUUUUUCGCAGAUUCAAUAUUCAGCAUAGUGGUCCAAUGCUUGUUCUUAAUUCAAGCCACCCUCACAAGCUAUAUACCAAUUUACCCGUUAGGAUAUAUGUUGUAUACAGUUCAAGUGGCAUUAUUAUAUUCGCUAUAUUCUUUUGAAUAUAAGUGGUGUAAUAUGGGCUGGGAAUUACACAAGAGGCUCUCUUUUAUUGAGGAAAACUGGCCUUAUUUCAUUGGGUUCGGUUUGCCUUUGGCUAUAUUUACAAAUAUAUGGGAUUCAUGGGUGAUAGGUGGCUGUGUAUUUUCAAUUCUAUUUCCUUUGUUUAUUAUUAGUGGAAAUGAAGCUAGUCCUGUAAUGGGUGCAAGUGAAUAUCAUCUACAAAUGUUCUCUCUAGUAAUAGCUGUAGCAAAUACAUUAUUCAGUAGGACGAUUGGCCAAGCAGUAGCAGUGCACUGACACAGGGAAAGACCAAAAAAUUCGACAGCUUAUUGUUGAUAAUAAGACUUGACUUAAUUUUUUGUAAAUAUAUUAUACAAAUAUGUAAACGGGGGACUUGUUUGAUAUUAUUCUUGGUUUGUACAAUUUUUAAAUUAUAUUUUCUUGUUUUUAUUUCUAUUUGUAAAAUAAACUUUUUUUUGAAUACAA
Messenger RNA from Ceutorhynchus assimilis (cabbage seed weevil), 1227 nucleotides. Lineage: Eukaryota; Metazoa; Arthropoda; Insecta; Coleoptera; Curculionidae. The record is from the annotation of a GenBank genome assembly.